AACUGUUAAACUGUAUUUUCUUUAAUCUGUGCAAGUCAAGUGAUAAUAAUUAUUGUUCCGUGCAAGAAUAAAAAUCAGAAAUUGUUUUCAGUAAAUGUACUGUUUAACAAUGUCAAUAAACGAUCUUACUUGAACGUGUACAUAAGCAAGGAUAUACUUUACAUAGCUUCAGAAGAUUUGUAAUGGAAAGGCUGCGUUCUGACGUCGCAGACAUGAGUCGCCGUGCCGGGGAUGUUUUGAGGCGUAUCAACAGACUAGUCGACGGACCCCUUACUAGAAAGAAACUGGUAAUAAUAUGUCUGGUUAUUAUAUUCCUAGUUCUAUACGUGGGACCUACUUUUAUGAAUUGGAUGUUCGGUCCUGAGAGCGGGACCACUCGCCAGAAUGUUUGUGUACAGAAUUUCAUGAAGCCUUUCGAAUCUUCUCUAAAAGAUUACGACGUGUACCUGAGACAGGAAUCCUCAGCGGCACUGAACUCGCUCAAUCACAACUAUGUGCCUUAUGUUGGAAAUGGUUUCGUGGGCUUAGCACUGGAGCACGUUCCGCAUUUGAACAUCAAACACGGAAGAACUCUCUCGUUACCGCUGUACUAUCACCCUCUGUACGUCAUAGAUGAUUAUGAAAUGAAGGAAUUUACAGUAGCCGAAUACAAAAAGGGCAUAGUGCACAGAUUUCAGUGUUCAGAUUCAGGUUUACAAGUUUCAUAUCAGUAUUAUGCCCACAGAACAAUACCAUCAUUGUUUGUGCAAGAGAUUUGGGUGAAUAAUCCUACUAAUGUAAACAAGAAAUUGCGAAUAUCAACACCAAGAGUGUCUGAUUGGCCAACAUCAGUCAAGCAGACAGUAAAUCUGCACCAAGGAGUUGAUAUGAAGGAAUACGAGGUAGUGACUGGUAUGAUCACAAUACCCGACAGUGAUAAUGUAAUAGCCGCUGCUGUAGUGUGCAGGAAAAUGAGCAACUCAAUCUUAGUUGAAGCUAGGGAUGGACUGGACAUCUUAAUAUUGACUACAGUUCAAUACAGUAAACCAAUCAAGAAAAUAGACUAUGCAAAGCAAAAAGACAUUGUUGAAAAGAAAGCUGUUGAGGAAAUGGAAAAGGUUAUAGCAUUAACUGGUGAUAGAACAGCAAUAAGGAAUUUGAGAGAGAACCAUGCUAGAGUGUGGCAAGGACUGUGGUACACAGGGUUCUACAUCUCAGACUCAAAAGCUCAAGGAAUCAUCAAUGGUGAUAGAAUUAAUGCUACAAUAUAUGCCAUCCUCUCUCAAGUAAGGAGUUAUGAACAUGAAGACAGUAUGAAAGCAAACACAAAGGCAGACAUUAUGAGAAGUUUGACUUAUUCUGAAGGUUGUUACGAAGGGCACUCAACUCUUGAUGCUUUCAAUUUAUGGAAACCCUUGAAUUCUUUAACAAACUUAAAUUCAGUUGCAAGUGUGUGGUUACUCACUCUAGAAAAACAAGGAUGUCACAAUUUAUUAAAAGCUGGAGCGAGUGGAGUCAAUCAAGCAAUGAUACUAAGCUUUGGGAGUUUGCGUUUUAGUAAUCAGCACUUAGAAUACAAUAUUCACCCUUCAAAAUUACACAGAGAUUUCCUGUUUAGACGACUCAAUUAUGGCAAUAUGACUCAUGUAAAUAUAAGUGUUAUAUUACAGGAAGACAAUAAGGCAGCUAUAUUUGUGGCUCUAGACCGCUCGGACAAGACGUACUAUGCAUGUGAUGCAGGAUGCUUAGACUCCCCUGUGCAACUCGGCCCUUACAGGAAGUACUUCCCUGUCAAAUUAACAGAGCCUCUGACAGCUAUACUGUAUAUCACUGCUGAUAAGCAGCACAUGGAGGACUUGAGACAUGCCAUCCAUGUCAAAGAGGUUGUAGAAGCUCCCGCACAUGAUAACCAUGUGAUAGCGUUACACAAACAUGGACACAGUUUAGGAGGCCUAAAUCCCCUAUUCUGGAUAUCAAUUAUAGUUCUUAUUGUUGUCUUCCAUCUAUUCUUGUGCAGAAUAAUCAUGAAUGAAUUCUGCGACAGUGGAGUGAGUUAUAGACGGCUUUACAACAAGCCUUGAAGUAUGGAUGCCUUAGUGAGAUGGGUGCUCCAUCAUUGUCCAUUGCUUGACUGAAUUGUACGCUUUUUAUGCACAACCGACCAAAAAUAUACUUCAAUACAUGCUUGUAUUGUUUCAGACAUCACUGCCUAUUAGCGUAUCAGAAGUUUAAUUGUAGCUUUCAUAGUUUGCGGACUUCAUUAGUUGUCUAAUUGUGUGCAUUGUUUUUGUUUGUCACGGGCGUUGUUUUAUUUUUAUCUCACAUCCUUCACUCACGGAUGCUAGAGCUGCUAUCAAUAUCAUAUUGGUGGAAGAAAACAGUUGUUAAAAUCAUUGAAUCGUAUUAUUUAUUUUCAUUGAUAAGGAGGCUAUAAAAUGGUUUGAUUACCUAGGUAGAUACUUAAAUAUUGUUUUCUCAUACCACAUAGCUAUCCUUCAAUAUAUUCUCUCCCCUCGAUAUACGUAUUUUUUUUUUCGAUUUUCCACAUUUUUCGUUAAUGUAAAUUUUGUAUUUGAAUUGUUAUAAAAUCGCGUAUCAAAAUGGGAAACUGCAUAAAAUAAGCGAAAAAUUUAAUUAGUUUCCAAUUUCUUUUGUAAUGGUAAUCUUGAUAUGCAUAAAUUAUUAUUAACCUUUUACAUGAUUUUGAGCACAACUAAUUGCGAUCUCUGAUUACAUAAUCUUGGAUAUAUUAUCUACUUAAAUAAAACUGUGCUAAAGUGAUGUAUAGCUUAACGAACUAUGUUUUAAUGAUGAUGUGAUUGUUUAUAGUAUUAGUUAGUUUAAUCGUUUUCAAUCUAAUAAGUCGCAAACAGCUAUCACAAUAUAUACACUUGAGACUUCAGUACGUUUUAAAUGGAUAUCUAUGUUGAAUGGUAAUAUUGGAAACUAUAAUAUUGUUAUCUCAAGUGCCUGAUAUAGCCUUUCUACUUCACUGGCCAUGCGACAUAUUUUGCUCACUGCUGCUAAGUAAUUAUCGUGCAAAUAAUUUUAAAACUAUUGUUUUGUAAUCUCUAGUUAUUUUGUGUCGAAACACAAAUAAUAAAAACUAAAUAAAUUCUUAGUCAUUAAUGGUAUUUGCAAUAAUUUGCAAUUAUAUUAUAAUAUUUAUUUAAAUAAAAGAACCUUAACAAUGUUAGACUGUACAUAAUACAUUGUGUAUGUUUAUACAUAAUUAUAUUGUUAUAAGAUUGUGGUGUAUAUUUUUGAAAUUAAAUGCCAAGUUGUAUGUUGA
Messenger RNA from Helicoverpa zea (corn earworm), 3271 nucleotides. RefSeq lists its product as uncharacterized. The record is from RefSeq and is a predicted model, not a curated record. Lineage: Eukaryota; Metazoa; Arthropoda; Insecta; Lepidoptera; Noctuidae. The transcript has a single exon. The coding region runs from base 183 to 2060 and encodes 625 amino acids.